GUUAAAUGCAACCGGGUUCACCACAAUAAUGCACGGGUGUGCCACCGGGUCACCACAAGCUGAGGCAGUUAUUUGAGUAAAUAUUGAAGACAAAAGCAGGCAUGGAAGGGACACUCAGCAAGUGGACAAAUGUGAUGAAAGGCUGGCAAAUUCGCUGGUUUGUCUUGGAUGAGCGAGCUGGACUGUUUUCCUACUAUACAUCCAAAGAGAAGAUGAUGCGAAACACGAGGCGUGGCUGUGUGCGUCUGAAGGGCGCCAUCAUCGGCAUCGACGACGAGGACGAGACCCUGUUCACCAUCACCGUCGAUGGCAAAACGUUCCACCUGCAGGCGCGCGACGGUGACGAGCGCGACUGCUGGAUCCGCGCGCUCGAGAAUGCCAUCUCCCUGCUCACGCACAACAGUCACCGCAUCAAGCGCUGGGACCCGCACCAGCCGCUGCCCACCAUGGCCGACUUCGACCGGCAGCUGGUGGAGAGCGACGCCUACCUGCAGCUGAUGAUUCAGCAGGCGCAGGCGCUGGAGUUGCGCCAGGCGGCCAGCACGUCAGCCGCCGAGCGGGACCGGCUGGCCGCGCUCCGCGACAACGUCAACGCUAUGUUGGACGCGAUCAAACACACCAUCGUCCGACUGCAGAUAGCCAAGAACGAGGUGCAGCCGGUGGUGGGCGUGUACCAGCCGUGCAACGCGCCGCCCGAGCCACGCCCGGCAGCCGCCGAUGCCGUUCGCCGCACCAUCCGGGAAGCGGACGAGAACGCCCCGGGCCCGCUGCGCGACGCCGAGGUCAAGACGGGCGUCGAGUUCGGCGCUGAGGUGCGCGAGGACGAGCAGUCGGGCGCGCGCUCCGACCAGCUGGGCGAGCCGGCCAUCGGUCGUUUCGUGCAGGAGGUGCCGGAGACAUCGUACUCCAGCUCCGAGGACGAGGACUGGUUCGACACGGAGGACGCUGCUUCCAGUCACCAGCAGGCGCCCCAGUCGGCCGUCUCCAGCGCCGACUAUGAUGCCGCCUACGAGGAGGAGGAGGACGACCUCGGCUCGAUGGAGGGCCACGGCUCGGUGGUCAGCCACCUGCUGUCGCAGCUCCGCAUCGGCAUGGACCUGACGCGCGUCGUGCUGCCCACCUUCAUCCUGGAGCGGCGCUCACUGCUGGAGAUGUACGCCGACUUCUUCGCGCACCCCGACCUCUUCACCAGCAUCCCGGACUGUCCGACGCCCCGUGACCGGCUGGUUCAGGUGCUCAAAUGGUACCUGUCGGCCUUCCACGCCGGACGAAAAUCCGAGGUCGCCAAAAAGCCGUACAACCCCAUCAUCGGCGAGACGUUCAGGUGCGUGUUCGACAUUCCCGGCCAGCCGGCGUCGGAGACGGACUCACUGGUGCCGGACGGUCCCGUGCCCUGGGGCAGCGAGCACCAGGUGUGCUUCGUGGCCGAGCAGGUGUCUCACCAUCCGCCAGUGUCAGCCUUCUACGCCGAGCACUACGGCCGGCGCGUGUCGUUCUGCGGCCACAUCUGGACCAAGUCCAAGUUCCUGGGCCUCAGUAUCGGCGUGCACAACAUCGGCCAGGGCUGUGUCUCCCUGCUCGACCUGGACGAGGAGUACCUCCUGUCAUUCCCCAGCGGAUACGGCAGGUCGAUCCUGGGCGUGCCGUGGGUGGAGCUGGGCGGCGCCGUUACCAUCUCCUGCAGUAAGACCGGCUACUUCGCUAACGUCGAAUUUCUCACCAAGCCGUUCUACGGCGGCAAGAAGCACCGCAUCGUGGCUGAGGCGUUCGAGCCGGGCGCCAAGAAGCCGUUCCUGCGUGUGGAGGGCGCCUGGAACGGCGUCAUGCAGAUCAAACAGGACGCAGGCGAGCCGACGACUUUUGUGAACACGCACACGGCGCCGCUGGUGAACAAGCAGGUGAAGCCGAUCGCCGAGCAGGCCGAGUACGAGUCGCGCCGGCUCUGGAAGGACGUCACCUACAACCUCAAGCACGGCAACAUCGACGCCGCCACCGAUGCCAAGUGUUUCCUCGAGCAGCGCCAGAGAGACGAGGCCAAGCAGAGGAAGGCUGCCGCUCUCCAGUGGGAGACCAAGCUGUUCCACAAGUUCGAUGAGAACUGGAUCUACGACAGUCCGCUGCAGCGGCGGCUUGGCACCGCCGCCGGCGCCGGCGGCAGCGGC
Molecule: messenger RNA, 2162 nt
Organism: Pollicipes pollicipes
Lineage: Eukaryota; Metazoa; Arthropoda; Thecostraca; Pollicipedomorpha; Pollicipedidae
Product: oxysterol-binding protein-related protein 9
Exons: 17
Cellular component (GO): membrane; cytosol; Golgi apparatus
Molecular function (GO): sterol binding
Source: RefSeq, a predicted model, not a curated record